Messenger RNA from Siniperca chuatsi (mandarin fish), 2579 nucleotides. RefSeq names its product translin (gene tsn). The record is from RefSeq and is a predicted model, not a curated record. Gene Ontology annotation, molecular function: RNA binding; sequence-specific DNA binding; single-stranded DNA binding. The coding region runs from base 128 to 811 and encodes 227 amino acids. Gene Ontology annotation, cellular component: nucleus; cytoplasm. Gene Ontology annotation, biological process: RNA metabolic process. The transcript is spliced from 6 exons. NCBI's taxonomy places the organism in Eukaryota, Metazoa, Chordata, Actinopteri, Centrarchiformes, Sinipercidae.
AUAGGGCGGAACAUGACGCAAAACGGGUGGGGGAAAAAAUAACGCUUCACGAGCACGUUGAUGUUUAUGAAUUAGCUGCAGACGGCUCAUUAUCGGCAUCAUCCGGACAGUUUGACUCCGAUCAGAAAUGUCUGUAACCGAGAUGUUCAGUUAUAUUCAGGGAUUCCUGAGCGCCGACCAGGACGUCAGAGAGGAUAUCCGUAAAGUGGUCCAGACACUGGAGCAGACCGCCAGGGAAAUACUAACAGUACUCCAAAGUGUCCACCAACCAUCUGGAUUCAAAGAAAUUCCCAGUAAAUGUGCAAAGGCACGGGAGUUGUUCAGCACAGUCAGGACACAAAUUGCAGACCUCAAAACAAAAUUUCCUGUGGAGCAGUAUUACAGGUUCCAUGAACAUUGGCGGUUUGUCCUGCAGCGCUUGGCUUUCUUAUCCGCCUUUGUUGUCUACCUGGAGACUGAAACUCUUGUGAUUCGAGAGGAAGUGGCCCAGAUACUCGGCAUUGAGGUGGUGCGAGAGAAAGGCUUUCACCUGGAUGUAGAGGACUACCUGGCAGGUGUGCUGAUCAUGGCUAGUGAACUGUCACGGUUGGCAGUAAACAGCGUCACAGCAGGAGACUACACCCGGCCACUUCGCAUCUCCAACUUCAUCAACGAGCUGGACUCAGGCUUCCGCCUGCUCAACCUGAAGAACGACCCGCUGCGGAAGCGCUAUGACGGCCUCAAAUACGACGUGAAGAAGAUCGAGGAGGUGGUUUACGACCUGUCCAUCCGCGGGCUGGCCAAAGAUCCCGAGUCUGGCGUGGACAAGUAGAGCUCGGAGGGGAUGAUUGGCUGUGGGAGACGGAGGAGGGACCACUCUACGGCUGCUGCACCUUACCCCACCUGGAAGGCAAGACCCAGGGAUCUACCUGAGGCCCCAGCAGCUGAGGACAGACUGUGUGAGUGUGCGUGUAUGAGUGUGUGUUUAAGCGACUGCAUGCAUGAGAAGUGCUUUAGAUGGAUGCCAGUCUGUCAGAUGGGUGGCAGAGACGGUGACAGAGGGUGACACCCUCGCUCAGAGGCUUAAGAUCGAAGGUUCAGUUCGUUGCUGGUUUUUGAAAAUCUGUGUUCUCAGCUUCAUCUGAAUCAUGUGUUAUUGUUUCACUGAGUUGGUUUUGCAACGGUUUCAUCUAACUUCCAACAGUCAACUUCUUAUUAAAUUACAUUAUAUUGAUGUUUAAUUCAUUCGAGAAGACAGGCGGAUAUCGCUCAGAAUGGAGUGUUCCAACCAUGCAGAGCUUAUCUUUUGUGGAUGUUUGUGUUUAUUUGCAAAAAAAAAAAAAGAAAAAGUGAAAUGUGUUUGUGUUGUUCACCAGAUGAGUUCAUGUCUGGUGGUAUUUCUUAGGACUCUGAAUUAUUGUCAAAAAAUUGAUACAUCCAAACAGAGAUCCAAGAGCCUCAUUUAUGGAGGAAAUAUUCGAUACAACAAUCGGAUGAGUACAUCUAGAAUCCAAACAACAGUAACAACCAAUGAAUACAUUUUACAGCAUUCUGACCAGAUUUUGAUCAUUUCUGACUUUCAUAAAGAAGCCUUGGUUUGGAUUUUGAUCAUUAGCACCUAACCUGCAUAUACCUAAUUUUUAGAAAUGAGGCUUCAGGAGUGGUAGAGCCAAAGAAAUUACAAAGAUGCACUUCACUUGACAUAAAGCUACUCUGUGUUUAGUUAAAUUCAUGUUUUGUCAUUUUUUCCAACAGAACAGUGCCAAUGAAUAUGUCCGUUGAGCCGUUUUUAAUAUUUUUGUUGUCAGGUGAAGCUUUCUCUGAAAAUCCAUGAGUGAAUACAAAAUAGUCAGAAUGUCAUGUACUGCGUGUGAUAUGUUAACGGUUUUUCUUGUUUUUCCACUUAAAUGUCUCGGAAGGUUUGUUUGUAGGUUUAUUGUCGACAUCCAUGCUUCUGUUUGCUUCUGUACUGUAGUGGAGCUGGAUCUAUUUUCUAAAAAUAAUUCACUUUCACUCUCUUCCAUCUUGCGCUUUUGUUUCUUGGAGUGAUAAGUGCAUUCAACUUGUACUGUGUGUGUAUUCCUGUCUUUGAAUCAGUUGUCCUAAAGAUGCUUAAAAUUACUGUAAAUAUAUUUCUACAUUCUACUGUACAUUUGCAGCUUCAUCAGACUUUACAAAUGAGCAUAUCAUGCAGAAAAAUACAACAAGCAAGGUUGUGUUUAAAAUCUUUUAAUAUAAUUCACAAUAUAUUACAUUGGGGAAAUAAUACAUUAGGUCUUUCAAAUGCAAAUGAGGAAAACAAAAGAAACUAUGCAAUUCAGCAGGCUUUGUUUUUUUUUUACAUUUUGAAAGGGUUAAUCUGAAACAACUUCCUCCGACAGCACAGGAGUAUUGGUGUGGAUUUGAGCAGCCCUGCCCUCCAAAACACAGUGAUUUGCUACCUCUUCUAGUGCUACUUCAUAACAAACAUAAAACAGCAUCAGUCUUAAAUAGUGGUUUUGGUUUAAUGACUGUAUUGUCUCGACAUGCUGAAAUCAGCUUCGGUCAACUAGGUUCCUUCUAAUAUGAAGAAUUGUGAAUAAACAAGACUGUGUAACAUA